AUGGAAGAAGUGGAAUUUACCUGGAAACGGACCCGGAAGAAAAAAUCAACCGACAGUGAGAGUAUUUGCGCGUGUCUUUUAAAACAACUUCCUGUUGAAUAUUUAAGCAGUGUAACAUAUGGUUUUAAUAAAAUUCCACAAUUAGAUGUUUUAAAGUUAAGUAAACAUGGUAAAGUUACUUGUCUUUCUAAAGACGGAAUGGAUCCGUCUGAUUCAGAAUCAUCAAGUGGUGAUGAUGGAAGUCAUGCAGAUGAUACAUCUCGUCAAUCAGCUAUACCACCUCAAUUGAAACCAUCGCAAAUAAAAUGA
Molecule: messenger RNA, 309 nt
Organism: Didymodactylos carnosus
Lineage: Eukaryota; Metazoa; Rotifera; Eurotatoria; Philodinida; Philodinidae
Source: the annotation of a GenBank genome assembly